Acomys russatus (golden spiny mouse) is the source of this 1004-nucleotide messenger RNA. Its product is annotated as glutathione S-transferase theta-2. The record is from RefSeq and is a predicted model, not a curated record. Gene Ontology annotation, cellular component: cytoplasm. Lineage: Eukaryota; Metazoa; Chordata; Mammalia; Rodentia; Muridae. Gene Ontology annotation, biological process: glutathione metabolic process. Bases 69 to 803 code for a protein of 244 amino acids. The transcript has 5 exons. Gene Ontology annotation, molecular function: glutathione transferase activity.
ACUGGAGUUUCCUGCGCUUGCUACUGUUGGCGAACGCAGUCCAUCCGAACCUCUGUACAGCUGCGGCCAUGGGCUUGGAGCUCUACUUAGACCUUCGGUCGCAGCCCAGCCGCGCGGUCUAUAUCUUCGCCAAGAAGAACGGCAUCCCCUUCCAGAUGCGUACGGUGGAUAUACUAAAAGGGCAGCACAUGAGCGAGCAAUUCUUCCAGGUGAACUGUCUUCGGAAAGUUCCUGUCCUCAAAGACGGAAACUUCGUGUUGACCGAAAGCACAGCCAUUCUGAUUUACCUGAGUUCCAAGUACCAGGUGGCGGACCACUGGUACCCAGCCGACCUGCAGACCCGUGCCCGAGUCCAUGAGUACCUGGGCUGGCACGCUGACAACAUCCGCAGCACAUUUGGAGUGCUCCUGUGGAUCAAGGUGUUGGGGCCACUCAUUGGGAUCGAGGUUCCCGAGGAGAAGGUAGAACGGAACAGAAAUUGUAUGGACCUGGCUCUGCAACAUCUGGAGGACAAGUUCCUCGGGGACAGGGCCUUCCUUGCUGGCCAUCAGGUGACGGUGGCUGAUCUCAUGUGCCUGGAGGAGCUGAUGCAGCCGGUGGCUCUUGGUUAUAAUCCUUUGGCGAGACGGCCACGACUAACAGCAUGGCGGGAGAGGGUGGAGGCGUUCUUGGGUGCCGAGCUGUGUCAGGAGGCCCAUAACCUCAUCCUGAAUAUCCUGGAACAGGCAGCCAAGAAAGAACUACCAGUACCCCCUCCGGAGGCCCGUGGCAGCAUGCUGCUUCGAAUUGCGAGGAUUCCCUGAGUGGUCUGACCAGCAACAGACUCAUUUUCUUUCUUGACCCUUUCUUACUUGCCCUUCUUUUUUUCUAGCUCCUUCUCUGGCUCUGGGGGGAGCUUGACACAAAAGGGACACCCUUAGCGUGCUUCUCUUGAGGCCCGGUAUACGCAACCAAUAGGAGACCAAAAUCAAUAAUAUAUAAAAGUUGUGAAAAAAACAGUAACA